AAUGGGAAAAAUGCUAAGUGAAGAAUGGUCAUCACUUCGUAAAUUGGGUAUUGGUUAUUUUCUUGACUCUCAGCCUAUCAAAGAUUUUAAUAUGGGUGAACUUCUUGAAUCUAUUCGAAGUAUUGAUGCAUCAAUUAAUAAAAAUCCUGGGGUAAAAAUAGGUUAUGAUAAAAAAUAUCAACAUGUUUCAAGUUUUACAACAAAAGAGUGGAAAUUGAAUGUUGAUGGUAGUGGUAAGAGUAGAUUGGGUUGGAAAUAUCAUUACCUUGAUAAUAGACUUUGUAAAGAUUUUAAUGAUAGAAGAAAUUUUGUACCUGGAAACCAUUCUUGUCACUGGCUUACUUUUGAAGCGAUGAGUGGAUUUCAUGUUACUAUUACUCAGGUUUUACGUUGCGAAAUUACUAACAGCUGGCACAAACACAAACUAAAUACAGGAUCAAAAUUAAUACAACAAUGUCCCAGAAUAGCUCAUACUUUUAAAAUAACUUUUAAAAGUCUUGAAAAUUUUAAUGAAAAUUUUGAAAAUCUUAGAAAUUGUGAAGAAUUUAAUGAUUGUCUUAAUGUUACUUUUUCAAAAAAUGUCUUACCCAAGGAAAAUACAAUAAAGUCAGAUAUUAACGAUAUCAACAUUGAGCGAUCAGUUACAAAAUCCAUUUCCACAUUUAUUUAA
This is a messenger RNA of Diversispora eburnea, 670 nucleotides long. NCBI's taxonomy places the organism in Eukaryota, Fungi, Glomeromycota, Glomeromycetes, Diversisporales, Diversisporaceae. The record is from the annotation of a GenBank genome assembly.